Drosophila mojavensis is the source of this 4301-nucleotide messenger RNA. RefSeq names its product muscarinic acetylcholine receptor DM1 (gene mAChR-A). Gene Ontology annotation, biological process: chemical synaptic transmission; G protein-coupled receptor signaling pathway, coupled to cyclic nucleotide second messenger; adenylate cyclase-inhibiting G protein-coupled acetylcholine receptor signaling pathway. NCBI's taxonomy places the organism in Eukaryota, Metazoa, Arthropoda, Insecta, Diptera, Drosophilidae. The transcript is spliced from 5 exons. Gene Ontology annotation, cellular component: plasma membrane; dendrite; synapse. Gene Ontology annotation, molecular function: G protein-coupled serotonin receptor activity; G protein-coupled acetylcholine receptor activity. The record is from RefSeq and is a predicted model, not a curated record. The coding region runs from base 1087 to 3459 and encodes 790 amino acids.
GUGCUUGAAGCUUUUAGAUUCAGUCCCGGACGAGAUUUAGCAACGUGCGCUUGGGUUUCAUCAGCAGCUCAGCCCUCCAGCUGGUGGCGAACGCGUGCAGCUCGCAACGUGAAAAAAGCAACGAUUAUAUAUGGGCAGAUAGCGGAUGAGAUGUACGUUAGCAAAAAACACGCUAAAUAAAUAAUUUGUUAAUCAGGCGAAACUGUCGCGUAAGCGCGUGUGUUGCUCAACAAAUAGUUCAAGUUUAAGUUGUGAAAGAAAUUCGCUGUGUACUUGUAUCUAUAACACCAAAGCAUAAAUUUGAUUACAAUGUUAAGCACAGGCCGAAUGUAAAAACUUGGGGGCCAGCGCACACACGCUAAGCGCGUCAGAGCGUUGACGGAGGCGUCGACGCCAACGUUGGCGCAGCAGCCCGCAUUGUGUAUAAUAAAAUUUGCACAGCAGCAAAAAAUCGGAAUGAAUAGAGCCGAGCAGCGACGUUGACGCAGCAGCGAGGCUGAUGCCAAGAAGAGAUGUGCGCGCACAAUACGAAAAAUUACAAAGCAGACUUUUGGGAGCGGCAAAUGGCCAAAAUCAGCAGCAGCAGCAGCAGCAGCCAGCAGUAUCCCGCAGCAGCAGCAGCAGCAACAACAACAAUGUCAACGCUACAACGGACGCUGAGUGCUCGCAACUGAAUAACAUAGUGGUGGGAGUUGAAGCACAUAUACAAACCAAGUGCCAAACCGAUAGAGCGGGCGAGAGAAAGAGAGAGAGGGAGUGCGAGAGUCUGAUAGAGAGUACGAAAGCACGAGAGCUUGCGCCGCAACGUAAGCGCCCAUGGCCUGUACGAAAAUGCUCAGAAGUCCGACGACAGCGCUAGCGCGUGGGUGCAACAAGGAUAAGCGGCAUCAGCAUCAGCAUCAGCAGCAGAAGCAGCAGCAGAAGCAGCAGCAGCAACAGCAGCAGCAAGACGACCGCCUGACCAUUUAGAAAUCACAACUCAAGUAAGCAAAACGAGGCCAGGCACAUCUUGUGCACAAUCUAUAGUGCAUUCUCAGGCGAGUGAGCAAAUUCAAAUCAAAGCAAAUCGAAUAUCUCGCAUACGCCAUGGAGCCAGUCAUGAGCCUGACACUGGCCGCCCAUGGGCCGCCCAGCAUACUGGAGCCGUUGUUUAAAACCGUAACUACGAGCACAAGUACAACAACAAGCACGACGGCUGCCACGACGAGCAGCAGCAGCAGCCCCACCAUCAGCCCCACCAUAACCACCAGCAGCACCCUGCUGACGGCUCUGCUUGAGAACCUGACCUCAACGGCGGCGAGUGGCCUCUACGAUCCAUAUGGGAACCACUCGAACUCCAGCCUGGGCUUUGAGACGAAGGGGCCGAGGUACUCAGUGGCCUCGAUGCUUGUUAUGGGCUUCGUAGCGGCGAUUCUGAGCGCGGUGACAGUUGCGGGCAACCUCAUGGUGAUGAUCUCGUUCAAGAUCGACAAGCAGCUGCAGACGAUCAGCAACUACUUCCUCUUCUCGCUGGCCAUCGCGGACUUCGCGAUCGGCGCCAUCUCGAUGCCGCUCUUUGCGGUCACCACGAUACUGGGCUACUGGCCGCUGGGGCCGCACGUGUGCGACACCUGGCUGGCCCUCGACUACCUGGCCUCGAACGCCUCCGUGCUGAACCUGCUCAUCAUCAGCUUCGACCGGUACUUCAGUGUCACCCGGCCGCUGACAUAUCGCGCUAAGCGCACGACCAACAAGGCGGCCGUCAUGAUCGGCGCUGCCUGGGGCAUCAGCUUGCUGCUAUGGCCGCCCUGGAUCUACAGCUGGCCCUACAUCGAGGGCAAGCGCACUGUGCCCAAGGACGAGUGCUACAUCCAGUUCAUUGAGACGAACCAGUACAUCACUUUCGGCACUGCGCUGGCUGCGUUCUACUUUCCCGUUACGAUCAUGUGCUUCCUCUACUUCCGCAUCUGGCGGGAGACGAAGAAGCGCCAGAAGGAUCUGCCCAAUUUGCAGGCCGGCAAGAAGGACUCUAGUAAGCGAUCCAAUAGCAGCGACGAAAAUACCGUGGUGAAUCACACAUCGGGGGGCCUCCUGGGGUUCGGCCAGCUGGGCGGCAAUGAUCAUGAUACGUGGCGACGGCCGCGCUCCGAGAGCUCGGCGGAUGCGGAAAGCGUCUACAUGACAAACAUGGUCAUCGACUCGGGAUAUCACGGCAUGCACUCGCGCAAGUCGAGCAUCAAGAGCACCAAUACAAUCAAAAAGCCAUAUUCUUGCUUUGGCAGCAUCAAGGAGUGGUGCAUCGCGUGGUGGCACUCGGGCCGCGAAGACUCCGACGAUUUUGCCUACGAGCAGGAGGAGCCAUCUGAUUUAGGGUAUGCAACACCAGUAACAAUUGAAACUCCUUUACAAAGCUCCGUCUCCAGAUGCACCUCGAUGAACGUCAUGCGGGACAACUACUCGAUGGGCGGCAGCGUGAGCGGGGUGCGGCCGCCGAGCAUAAUGCUGGCGGAUGUGUCGCCGACGCCGCUGCGCCCGCCACUCAAUUCCAUUUCGCAGAUGCAGAUGCAGGAAAUGAACGCGACCGGCAAUGGCAACAACGGCAAUGUCAACAUCAACAUCAGCAUCAAUGCCGGCAAUGGAGCUGGGGGCGGCGGCGGGUGUGGCGGUGCCGCGCUCAGCAACAACAACAAUCUGAACGGUGGCAGCGCCAACAGCAACCCGAGCGCCAAUGCGCUGCGUGACUCACGAGCGCUGCCCGUGAGCAAUCGCAUCGGGUCGCGCUCGGUUAGCCAGGACUCGGUCUACACAAUACUCAUCCGGCUGCCGCCAGAUGGCGCCAGCUCGGCGACCGGCAGCAGCGGAGCGGGCGGCGUCAACAACGCCCUGGGCAACCAGGGCGUCCAUGGCGAUUGCGGGCCCUCCAUCAAGAUGAUACACGAGGAUGUCUCGACGGUGGGGGCGGGCAGCAUAGGCGUGGUCACGACAGCCCCACCGCCCACGCGCCGACCCUUGCCGUCGCGUGACUCGGAGUUCAGCCUGCCGUUGGGCAGGCGGAUGUCGCACGCCCCCCAGGACAUGCGGCUGCUGAAUGCGAAGGUCAUACCGAAGCAGCUGGGUAAGACGGCAGGGCAGAAUGCGCUGCUGAACGCGCGCAACGCGGCCAAGAAGAAGAAAAAGUCGCAGGAGAAGCGGCAGGAGUCGAAGGCGGCCAAAACACUGUCGGCCAUCCUGCUCAGCUUCAUCAUAACGUGGACGCCGUACAACAUUCUAGUCCUGAUCAAGCCGCUCACCACCUGCUCCGACUGCAUUCCCACCGAGCUGUGGGACUUCUUCUACGCCCUGUGCUACAUCAACUCAACCAUCAAUCCCAUGUGCUACGCGCUCUGCAACGCCUCCUUCCGGCGCACCUACAUUCGCAUCCUCACCUGCAAAUGGCAGUCGCGUAAUCGCGAGGGCAUGGUCAGAGGCGUGUACAACUAGGGCGGCGUAACGCCUAAAGUUGGUCAGUUAUAAGGAUUCAGUUCAUAAAAGUUACAAUAAAUGUGUUAGGCCAAAAAUUAUAUUAAAAAAAAACAGAAGCCAAAACCAAAAUCCAAUAAAUGGGAAAUAUUAGCAAUAGCAAAAACCAAAACUAGGCUUAGGUAACACUCUGACAAGCAGUACUGAUUUUUGAUGUCUAGCCAACAAUAUAUAAAUAUAUUGAUGAUAGUAUUACAAACAAAUAUUUGAAUAUAUAUAUAUAUAUGAUGAUGCUUAAAUAUAUAUGUAUGUGUCAUUACGAUUUGUCUGCUCAAUAAGUUUUCCAUCGUUCACAAUAAAUCCAAUUAGGACCAUAUGAUUGAUGAUAAAUGUCUAUUAGUUUUUCAAAUAUUGCUUAAAUAGAGUUGAUACUGUUAUCCACCUUACGUUCAAUUUCGAUGAAGAGUGUAACACUUUCAGUAAUCUUAAUAUGCGUGUGGUUUGACCGAAAUUAGCUCCAAAUAGAUGUUUCAUUCAAGGGUCUUUGUAUGUCUUAUAUACCAUAAAUUGACAAUUUACAGAAAGUCGUCUUCCAUUUCAAAAAUGUUCGCAAAUAAUUUUCAGUACCAAAACAUUCAUAAAUUAACUGAAGAAAUCAAGAUUCGACUCAUACUCAAGCAUUAAUGGAAACUUAUUGAGCAGCCCUCGAGGCUAUUACUGUAGCAACCACAUCAUAUUGGAACGCUUUUUGUUGGGCGUUCAGUUUUAGGUAGGCACGUGCUCCAUGCAACAAGAAUUUAAUACAAAUAUAACCGAUUACGAUUUGGAAUAUAUUAUAAAACUAUCACAUAUACAUAUGCAUG